Scomber scombrus (Atlantic mackerel) is the source of this 1334-nucleotide messenger RNA. Its product is annotated as cyclin-T2-like. Lineage: Eukaryota; Metazoa; Chordata; Actinopteri; Scombriformes; Scombridae. Gene Ontology annotation, biological process: positive regulation of DNA-templated transcription, elongation; regulation of transcription by RNA polymerase II. Gene Ontology annotation, cellular component: nucleus; cyclin/CDK positive transcription elongation factor complex. The record is from RefSeq and is a predicted model, not a curated record. The transcript is spliced from 6 exons. Gene Ontology annotation, molecular function: cyclin-dependent protein serine/threonine kinase activator activity. Bases 1 to 573 code for a protein of 190 amino acids.
AUGGCGGCGUGCCGGGGAUCCUCGUCCAAGUGGUUCUUCACCCGGGAGCAACUAGAAAACACACCGUCCCGCCGAUUCGGAGUGGAACCGGACCGGGAGCUGUCCUACCGACAACAAGCGGCGAAUCUGGUCCAAGACAUGGGUCAGAGACUCAACGUCUCCCAACUAACAAUAAAUACAGCUAUUGUUUACAUGCAUAGAUUUUAUAUGCACCACUCUUUCACCAAAUUCCACAGGAAUACAAUAUCUCCGACCACCUUAUUCUUGGCCGCAAAAGUGGAAGAGCAACCUCGGAAACUCGAACAUGUGAUCAAAGUUGCACAUGCCUGCCUGAAUCCCCAAGAAUCGCCUCUAGACACAAAAAGUAAUGCAUACCUCCAGCAAGCUCAAGAGCUGGUGAUACUUGAAUCCAUAGUGCUGCAGACCCUGGGCUUUGAAAUUACUAUUGAUCACCCACACACUGAUGUGGUGAAAUGUUCCCAGCUAGUGCGAGCAAGCAAGGAUCUGGCACAGACUUCCUAUUUCAUGGCUACCAACAGGUUGUUAUCCUGCCCCUCCUUUGUUGCACUUUGACUGCACACCAUAGCUUCCUGUAAUGCAGGGUACCCUUUCAGUGUCCAACGGGCCCUACUUGCGCUGGUGGUUGUUGGGACGCUUGCCUCCUCCCCUCGGCUCCCCUCCCUCGUUCAAAGGGAGCGGGACAGGGUGGCUCGUAGCGUUACCGGCCCCAGUCGCAGUGCGGUGUAUUGUACAAGGGACCACGUGUUGGCACAGAUGGGUUGAAUGCAAGAUGUGAAGUGUAGUGGUGCGCUUGAAACCCACAUGUUUGUUCGGUUGCGAAAAAGUGCAUAAUUCUAAAAGAAAGACACUUUGGUAGCCUGAAUAGCAGCUAAAGAUUUCACAGAUGUAAACAUUUCUCGUAGAGGUCUUUCCGGUAAGUACCGCAAAUUCAUUUUUGAAAUUCUCUUUUUCAUAUCCAUUUGUUCAAAAUGCAUUAUCUCCUCAAAUUUUUGUCACUUUUUAAUAUUAUGCUUGACUUUUAAAUGCAUAUUUUUCUAGCUGCUGUUCAACAUUUUUCAUUAACGUAAAAGAUAUUACAUAAAAACUUAAUUGUGACCCAUUAAGGACCUGCAGUGUUAGAAAAUACUAAGCGUAUGAAUAAGCUAUUCAGUCUCUUGUUUUCAGAUCAAAAUUAAUUUGGUGAUGAUUAUUUCUGAGGAAGACUUAAUAUCUUUCUUGACAUGUCUUUAAGUCUGAAAACUGGGUCCUUAAAGGGUGUGUAUAAAGUAUUAGAGAUUUGUAUUACUGUAUUUAACUUUGUCCUCAACCUGUUC